Molecule: messenger RNA, 1889 nt
Organism: Epinephelus lanceolatus (giant grouper)
Lineage: Eukaryota; Metazoa; Chordata; Actinopteri; Perciformes; Serranidae
Gene: dcaf13
Product: ddb1 and cul4 associated factor 13
Biological process (GO): maturation of SSU-rRNA from tricistronic rRNA transcript (SSU-rRNA, 5.8S rRNA, LSU-rRNA)
Cellular component (GO): nucleolus; small-subunit processome
Molecular function (GO): protein binding
Source: RefSeq, a predicted model, not a curated record
CAAUGCACCGCGGUCAAACGAGUUUCUUCUUCAUCAACACAUGGCCAGUGCCUGCAAAUAUUUAUCUUGUUUAACUUCAACCUAACGGCAUUUUUAGGCGUUUGUCUAUUUUAAUUCCUCUGCCAAAUGAAAGUUAAAGUCCUCUCGAGGAACCCGGACGAUUAUGUCCGGGAGACCAAACUAGAUAUUCAGCGUGUUCCUAGGAACUAUGACCCAGCACUCCAUCCGUUUGAGGUGACUAGAGAGUACACCCGGGCUCUGAAUGCCACUAAGCUUGAGAGGGUGUUUGCCAAGCCGUUCCUGGCCUCUCUAGAUGGACAUAGAGAUGGGGUAAACUGCAUGGCCAAGCACACCAAGAGCCUCUCCACCCUGCUCUCUGGCUCCUGCGACGGAGAGGUUAAAGUGUGGAAUCUAACCAAACAUGAAUGUGUCCGCACACUCCAAGCACAUGAAGGUUUUGUCCGUGGAAUGGUUGUCCGCCAUUGUGGAUCAUCCUUCUUCACGGUCGGUGAUGACAAAACAAUAAAGCAAUGGAAAAUGGAGGCACCAGGCUAUGGAGAGGAAGAGGAGCCACUCAACACUAUUCUAGGCAAGACCGUUUUUACAGGACUAGACCAUCACCAGAGUGAGGCUGUGUUUGCAACAUGUGGCCAGCAGGUGGACAUCUGGGACGAGCAGAGGAGCAGUCCAAUCCGCUCUUUCACGUGGGGCGUAGACAGCUUCAGCACUGUCCGCUUCAACCCUGUGGAAACUGAACUUCUUGCAAGCUGUGCCUCUGACAGAAGUAUAGUACUGUAUGACAUGAGAGAAUCAGCACCACUUAAAAAGGUCAUUAUGACAAUGAGGAGCAACACAGUAUGCUGGAACCCUAUGGAAGCCUAUUACUUCACAUGUUCAAAUGAAGACUACAACCUCUACACAUAUGACAUGAGGUACCUGGACCGGCCAAUCACAGUGCACAUGGACCAUGUGUCUGCAGUGCUGGAUGUUGACUAUUCUCCAACUGGGAAGGAGUUUGUGUCUGCCAGUUUUGACAAAACCAUUCGCAUCUUCCCCAAGGACGGUGGCCACAGCAGGGAAGUCUACCACACCAAACGCAUGCAGCAUGUCAUCUGCAUAAAGUGGUCAUCAGACAACAAAUACAUCCUGAGUGGUUCUGAUGAAAUGAACAUCCGACUCUGGAAGGCCAACGCAGCUGAGAAGCUAGGGGUGAUGGCCCCCAGAGAGAGGGAGGCUGCUAACUACAAUCAGAAGCUGAAGGAGAAGUUCCAGCACCAUCCGCAGAUCAGACGCAUCUCUCGUCAUCGACACCUACCCAAGAACAUCUACCACCAGACCAAGGAGCUGAGGAUUAUGAAAGAGGCUCGCCGUAGGAAGGAGAGGAAUGUCCGCAAGCACAGCAAGCCUGGAACUGUUCCUGUGGUGACUGAGAAGGAGAAGCAUGUUGUGACUGUGGUCAAAUAGGCAGAGCAGGAGGAGAGAACAGGAGACCAAGUGGCUCCAUCAAGAGAUGAGGUGGAGCCCAAGAUCACACCUACAUGGGACAUGCUCAGACUACUCUCACUUAAGAACUGGGGGAAAAAAAAGUUUUAGUUUGUCAGUGUGGGAAGGACAAGUGACCAGUUCUGCAUCGUUUGAAGUACAAGGACACAGACUGUUAAUACAUACAAACAUUAAAUCUUGUUGAGCAUUAUUUCUGCCAAGAAGGCAAAGCUCAGCUGUACUUUUCACUGUGCCGUUGUUGCAGGAAUACCUUACACACAGUACUAUUUUUCCUGUAUUUGAGUGACUAAUGACACAUUUUUCCUUGAGCAAGUGUGUAUUUUUUAUCACAAGAUCCACGACAAUUUUGGAAGUUAAGAACAGAAUAAAUUAAUCCAAUAUUUAAA